This is a messenger RNA of Ogataea philodendri, 402 nucleotides long. RefSeq lists its product as uncharacterized. The transcript has a single exon. Lineage: Eukaryota; Fungi; Ascomycota; Pichiomycetes; Pichiales; Pichiaceae. The coding region runs from base 1 to 402 and encodes 133 amino acids. The record is from RefSeq and is a predicted model, not a curated record.
AUGGAUUUCAACGAAUUUGUCCAGAAAAACGGCAUCUCGCAAAGAGUCGCACGACUGUACUUUGCCGGCCAAUCAGAUCUCCCAGAUCAGCCCGUGCUCAAGCUGGAAACGUUCAUGAAACCGAAAAAAACUCCCUCUUUGGAAAACCCCGUGCCGUUCACGGCGGAUCUGCUGGAAUCCAUCACCAAAUCGUCGAAAUUCGAAAUGGCAGUGUUUGCGUCGUCCAAAAGCAGUAACAUGAUGCUCCAAUCAGAAGAAGAUACAAAACCCUCGUCCGAAUACUUCUACCCUUCUUCUCCUUAUUGGGAAAUAGCAGACGCUUUUUCAAAACCCGAACAAGAAGAAGAGUUUGACUUUUGCGAAAGCUCAAUGUUCGAAAGCAUAGCAGACUCCGAACCCUGA